Parnassius apollo (apollo) is the source of this 2307-nucleotide messenger RNA. The record is from the annotation of a GenBank genome assembly. NCBI's taxonomy places the organism in Eukaryota, Metazoa, Arthropoda, Insecta, Lepidoptera, Papilionidae.
AUGCUGAACGAAUCAGUAGAACUCGUACCAGUACCAAACACGAUGAAAAUACAUCAGAUUAUUAACAAUGUUGACUCAGCUAACUCUAUUUCCUACCGUUGUUUAUGUUGCUUCUGCGAAAAGAGUAGACCAGGUUUUUGCGACUGUCUCAAUCUGAAAUCUGCGGACUUGCAAACAGAAAUGUUAAAUGAAAAAUCUAUUCCGUCUAAAACGUCUAUAACAGUAUUAGCUGACAUUAAAAAUACUCAAGAAAACAGGUCUUAUUUUAAUUUGAGACAAUAUGGACCAUUCAAUUUAAAACAAAUAAACCUCAAAACAGACAUUGCUCGCAAAAGUUUGAAAGAAAAUUCUCAUGACAGAAUGAAGAAAUGUUCAAAGAAAAGAAAAAUAAAAGACAUACACCUUAAAACAAAUAAGAAACUUAAAACGGAAGAGGAGAGCAGUACAGACGAAGAUAUGACGAUUUCUGUGCAUGAUACUUCUGAUGAAGAGUAUCACAUUACAGAUGAUAUCUUAUCAGAUGAUGAUUAUCUGGAUCAUAUGGAUUAUCAAUUGAAAGAACAGAAGAACGUUACAAAUUUAAGAAAAAUAUCAGACACAAGUAAAAUAGAGAGAGAAAAAAUAGAACAAUCAAGCCAUGAAGAUAAAAAAAAUACAUACACUAGUAAAGAAACAAGAGAAAUAAACAUUUUUUCUAAUGAAAAUCAGGGAGUAGUUAAAACAAAUUUAGCUGGACAAUCUGUGAUUGCUACGACUCUGCAGGAUGAUGAAAAUAACUUUGACAAUGCAAAUAAUGACUCGGAAGUGACAUCAAAAAUUAAUACAGACAUAUGGAGGCUAUCUUUCAAAGACACUGUACUUUUAAGAGGGGCAGAAGGAACCAUCACGUAUGUAAUAUGUAUAAUUAUCAGUCGUUGGCGAGAUCGCAUCAAGAUGCCCGUUCCAGACAGAGCCGGCUUGAAAAUUGUUCACAUCGAUGUAAAAGACAUACGAUUCCCGACGUCGCUUGGAGGACACGGGUCUGAUGCUUUGCACACCGAUCCUAAUUACUCCUGCGCUUACGUUACGAUCACAUCAGAAAACGGCAAGCAAGGAUAUGGAUUAACAUUCACAUGUGGCCGUGGCACCGAAGUGGUGGUGUUUACUGUCAGAGCUUUGAAAAAAUUUAUACUAGGCAAAAAUGCCGCAGAUAUAUUUGCUGACUUCGCUGGCUUUUGGCGCGCUAUUACAAAUGACUCACAGAUGCGAUGGAUUGGACCUGAGAAAGGAGCUGUACACUUAGCUGUCGCUGCUAUACUGAAUUCCCUUUGGGAUCUUUGGGCUAGACUGGAGAACAAGCCUUUGUGGAGACUCCUAGUGGAUAUGGAGCCUGAGGAGUUGGUGUCUACUAUUGAUUUUCGUUACAUAACUGAUGUUAUCACUAAGGAAGAAGCUAUAAAGCUACUGAAAUCCAAACAGGCGAGUAAAAUAGAGAGAGUGAAAUAUUUGUUGGAAAAUGGAUACCCAGCUUACACUACUCAAGUUGGCUGGCUGGGCUACAGCGAUGAAUUAGUAAAACAACUGUGCAAUAAAUACCUCAACUUAGGCUUCACACAUUUCAAAGUCAAAGUCGGUCUCAACUUGGAAGACGACUACCGACGAUGCAGCGCGGUACGGAAACAUAUCGGCGAGGACAAAUUUUUGAUGGUUGACGCAAAUCAAGCUUGGGGCGUUAAUGAAGCGAUUGAAUGGAUGAAGAAACUGGCACCACUCAAACCCAUGUGGAUCGAGGAACCAACGUCACCUGAUGAUGUAUUAGGGCACGCUGCUAUUUCUAAAGCAUUGAAACCUUACGGCAUUGGUGUGGCUACGGGUGAAAUGUGCGCUAACCGCGUAAUGUUCAAACAGUUUCUUCAAAGCGGAGGCAUGCAGUUUUGCCAGAUUGAUUCCGCACGAAUUGGCGGCAUUAAUGAAAUAUUGGCUGUCUACUUGAUGGCUGAGAAACUCAAUGUAAAGGUGUGUCCCCACGCCGGGGGAGUAGGCCUGUGUGAAAUGGUACAACACUUACAGUACUGGGACUUCGCGAGUCUGUCCGGCACUAUGGAAGGUCGUCUUAUCGAGUAUGUGGACCAACAACAUGAACAUUUCUACGACCCCUGCGUAGUGGAGAAUGCGAGAUAUCUUGCACCCAAAUUACCCGGAUACAGCACGCAAUUUCUACCGGAGACAUUACAAAAGUAUGCUUACCCCAAUGGCAGCGAGUGGCAGCGAAUGUUCAAGGAGGGAUUAUUUUCGCCGCCCGAUGAAGCUGAACUAGCAAAUGCUUGA